GGAGAGGCGGAGGCUGGGGGGAAAAAGCGCAGCCGGGUGGACGGGAGUGACUUACGCCCGCCCUCAGAUCGCGCGUGGGGGUGGCUGAUGUAAGACCCGCCUCGGGAGCUUCCCCGCCCGCAGCUAAGCUGAGACCCCGGGGUCCCUCCUCGACGCGCCCGGAGACGGGUCUCCAGACCGCGCUUGGACGUUUGCCGGGAGGGCUGAGGGGGGACUUUACAGCCUGGCUGAGGGGGUACCUAAGGCCAAGUCCUUCCGCGGAGGCUCGGCCUGGCCCUCCCGACACCCGCGAAGGCGGGAGACUUGUAGAGAGCGCGGGACGAGGGCUUUCGGGUUCACCUCCCGCUCCUCCGCACCGUGUGGGGCCAACAGCCCGAGCCCCGCGUCCCCUUGACCGUGUGGGGCUGGAAGUGCUGCGAGGAUCCUCGUCGGGGGCAGAAUCGCGGCGGGCCCGCGUUCUACCGCGUGGCACCGGGCGGAGUCGGCCGUCGUGGCCGGCGGGGACACGGCAGCCCCGGCCGCUUGCCCAAGCCACAGGGGAGCCGAGCAUCCCCAAGUCCGGGAGAAUCUCCCUGGGUUUUCUAACAUUUAAAUAUAGGCUAGCGAAGGCAGCAAUUAGCAUCUCUAAUGGGGCCUCGGAGUUUACAGUUUCUUCGAAGACUUUUAUCUCGUUUAUUUUUAAGGGCACCCCUGUGAGGUGUGUGGAUUCUCGAUGGUCUCCAUUUCGGGGAUUGGCAGGUAGCCUUUGUAAUGGGCUGGCUCAGAGAGCUCCCUGAGAGACAGGGUUAGAGCACUAAGUCGGCUUUGCAGACCUCAGAGAAAUAAUGUUACAUUCAGCUUAAAAUAAGUAAAUACGUCACGUGUCAAAUCAGAUACCAUCUUAAUUCUAGUAUGGACAAGAGGCUCCAAGAUUGAGAACAAUUUAUGAAGAGAGAAAAACUUACAAUUCUAUGCAUUAACCUAAGGUUUUCUUCAAGUUAAGAAAGACUGCACUCUUCCAUUUCACCUAAGUUCAUUUAGUGGCAAACAAAACUACCUAUAUCAAUUUUUAAAAUAUCAGAUGCAUUAAAAUGUCAAAACAAAAAAGUUUUAGAAGGAUUAUGGAAAAAGGCAAAAAAGAACCUUUCUAGUAUGUUGUUUCCUGAGUCUUGUAUUUAAAAGGUUAGUCUCAGCAGUCAUCUCUGUGACGGGAAAAUGAUGAGGGAAGUGCUCUUCGGGAUGUUACACUAGGUCUGUAACUGUAAGGUUAUGAGAACCGCAGGGCCAUGAGAUGAAGGCUUUUACAAGAAAACUAGCAAAUUAGUUCCAUGAGCUAACAAGCAAUGAUUGAGCAUCCACUUUUAGGGCUUAAUACGUUCUUUCUAAUUUAAUGCUCAGACGACCCUGUGAAGUAGAUUGUAUUUUAGUCGUUUUACAGAUGAGGAACUGAAGCUGUGUGGCCAACAAGAGGUGGAGCUAGGGUUUAAACCCAGAUGGGUCUGACUCCAAGGCCUGUGUCUCUUCUGCUACACUAUCGGUCUGUGUGGAAUGAAAUCGUAGCAUGGGGGUCUGCUUUGAAACAGUAGGUUGGGAACAAUUGUAGAGAGGCUUUAAUACCAAACAGAGGCUGCAGGCGCCAUCUCGUAGGUAAAGGGGAGAUGCUGAAGGAGACUGGGCCGUGGUAGCUCUGUGCUAGAGAAAGUGGGAACCUGGUGGCUUGUGGGGGAGGUGAUAUCAAUCCUUAGGGAGAAAGAGGGCAGAAUCUUGGGAUCCUGUCCUCUCUUUAUGACCAACUCAACGGUAUGAGAACUCACAAGAUAAAUGUGUGUUUUAUAAGAUUAAGCUACAAAGUAAUUAAUAAAGAUAGCCACAAUGUGCAGCAAAUAAAAAGAAAGCAAAAGAGCCAGAAGAGAGACUACAGACCCGGCACUGUCCCUUCUGACACAGCCGGUGCUGGCAUGCACCUCUGUGAACAAAGAGCAUGUGUUCCAGUGACAUGCUUCUUUGUCAGGGGCUUCACUGCCAAAGGCAUAAAUAACACAGGCAGAACAGGGUGUGUCUCACUGCCCUGCCAACAUCUUCCACUGGACUGUCAGUCCACAGGCCUGAAGGGGCUGUUGUCACAACUGUCCUGGUUGUGAAUAUUGCUGUACUUAACAUCAUUCUGUGUAUGCAUCUGGGUGUGAGAAAGAAGUAGAAUAUUGAACUGUAUCUAAGCUGCAAUCAUUAUCAUGAUUUUGGAUUUACGGAUUUGAAGGACUGGAAGGGAAUAAGGAAAAGCGAAAACAUCUUAGUUUGUGAGGGAGUCUGAACUAUGGGUAAAUCUCUUUUACUUCCAUUGAUGUUAAUGUUUACCUAAUAAGUAAUACAGAUAUCAAACAAUGCCUGGUUUUGGCACUCCUUUGACCCUUAAAACUGCUUGUUAAUCAGAAUGUGUGUAUUCCAGUAAGCUCCAAAAUGUCUGAGAACACUCGGAGCUAGUUUGUAACUCCUUGGAUCUGCUCUCCACCCCACUGCCUCAGCAACGUCAUCAGAUGAUCAGAGCCUUCCACAAACUUUGUGUCUGUGAACAGACUUCAGCAAAUCUGAAGAUGAAACAGGCCCACUCAGGCAUUGGCUUAACUGGUCUUGAAACCAGUUUACCAGAAUCGGCACCUUUUCUCUUUAAGAAAGACAGUCUAUGAAGGUGAUGCAUAAGAUGGGGUGAAGAAAUCAUUAUUCUAAAUAUUAAACACUUCCAUUCUUUCCCUCCUCUCCCAUACACGUUUGCAUACACUGGUAAAUCCGUCCGCUGAGUCUCCACAGUAUGGUCUGUGUGCCUGUUAUAGCAGCUAGGCAACACGUGGGAGUUGUUGAAGGAUCUAAAUUCUCAGCGAGACUGAGCUCAUACAAAUAUUUCUGGAUGAUAUGAAUGGAGAGCAGGAGCCUGGGGCCAUCUUUAGAACAUAGGUGCCCUGCAAAUGUGUUAUGUUGAAAUAAUGUCACGUGUACUCAAAAAUAUUACCUAGAAACAGCUGAGACACUGAGACAAACGGAGAGAGGAAGGCAAGUAGUUGGGUGAAAAUGGGUUAAGGAAUAAGAUCCUGUUAGUCACCAGAUGGUAAAAAAAAAAUGAGGAGGGGAAAGUGUCAGGUGUGCAGGCAGCUGCAGGUCCAGUAAGGGGCCCCUGCCAAGACAGCCAGAUUCCGUUCUGCUCUCUGAAACAGCUGUAGGUGCGUGGCCUUCCUGGGGCAGCAAGGAAGAGCUAUGACCACCAAGAGUCGGGUUUAACAUUUAUUAAACACUAUCCUUAUGCCAAGUACUGUGCUUGGGACUUUUGUGUACAUUGCAUCUCAGUUAAUCCUGGCACCAGCUCACGGGGACAAGACUAUAAUUCCCUUUUAUUGUUUAGGAAACAGGCUUAGCAAAGCCAAGUGGAACUCACAUAGCUAGUAAGAACCUGGAUUUCUCUGUCAUUAAAAUCUCACUGUAAUUCAUUCUCAUUACUUUGAUCCACUAGUCUUCACAACUGCUUCUGAAAACUUUGAUCCACUAGUCCUCACAACUGCUUCUGAAAAGCCUUUUUGUUUUCUCUGCUUUAAGAAGAUUUACAUGCUCAAGGAGGGGGUGCAGAGGAAGUUAAAAAAAAGAAAAAACUAAAGAAAAUAUUAAAUUUUAAAAUUAGAUUCCUACUAUUGAAACAUAUCCACCAUUAAGGUGUAUAUCCUUGCAGCUUUUUUUUUUCUAUAUUAUACAUAGUUUUUAAGAAAACAAUAUUGGGGGGACUUCGCUGGCAGUCCAGGGGUUAAGACUCUGCGCUUCCACUGCAGGGGGCGCGGGUUCCAUCCCUGGUGGGUGAACUAAGACCCGCAUGCCACGUGACGCAGCCACAAAAUUUAAAAAGAAAAUUAUGUUUCACGAUUAAAAAAAAACAAUAUUGGGAUCAGAUUGAAGAUUUUUGCUUGAAACUUGUUUUUCCAGCUAACACUAUGGUAAGUAAUGAGUUAAUACUCAUGACAAAUAUGAGUGUUAACUUUGCUCAAUGUUUUUCCCUUUUUAGAGAUGGACUCUAGUAAUGUGGGAAUCCAUUCCAUCACUUACAGGCUGUGUGCUUUGGGACAAAUCACAUAACCUCUAGGAGCCUCAGGCUGCUUAUUUCGGGGGACUGUUAUGAGGAUUAGACAUGAUCCUGUGGGUGAAGCUCCUACCUGGCGCUGUGCCUGGCACUGUCUCUGUGCCCCAGUCACAGUUGCUGCAAGGCAGAGUCCCUCCCUUCUAAGCAGAGGCCCAGAGCUUGCUAGCCUCCUCAGGGGUUAUCGAAGUUCUGCUGUGGCCAUUAGUCUUCCACUUCUGCUCCAUGCCCUUCAUCUCCUGUAGUUACCUUGCCCUUUUGGCUGAGGUAUGGGCUCACCUCAAACCAAUGUAAGUUGUUUUAUUUAUUUAUUUAUUUAUUUAUUUAUUUAUUUAUUUAUUUAUUGGUUGCACAGAGUUGCUGGCGGGAUCUUAGUUCCCCGACCAGGGAUUGAACCCAGGCCACCACAGUGAAAGUGCUGAGUCCUAACCACUGGACCGCCAGGGAAUUCUCUAAUCAAUUACCCCUCUGGGAGAGUUAGGCAAAUGGAAAGCCAGUGGACAAAUGACAGAAGACCAGAAGUUUAUUCUCUGGAGACAUGGGCUCAGAGCGGCACUGGACUUGGGGACACCAGGCCCAGGUGAGAGUGCAUCUCCAUUAACCAUGUAGGGUUCUUGUGGAAGUCAGACCAAACAGCAGGAAGGUAUUGCAGCAAGAUGGAUUUGGGAAAGGACCAGUCUCACUUGAUGCUCCAUCAGAUACCUGAUCCUCAUCAAGAAGAGAACCAUGUUCCAGAAGUCAUUGGAACUUGGAGUUUAAGAAACAGAGAGCAACUCAGAAAAAGAAAAGCUGAAGCACGAGAAAAGCAAACUUCACAAUGGCAAUUUGGAGAGAAAAAACAUAAGCGGCAGAGAACAGGAAUAAGAAGUGAAAGAGGCAGAAAGAGACAACAAAAUACAGAAACGAAGGUGGAGCCUCUGUCACAAUUAGAAAAGGAAAUGAUGGAGAAAGCACCAGCACCUACAGAGAAAGAAACUGAACCACCCAGGAGUGUGACCGAAGCUCUCCUUCCGGUAGCCUCCACGCAAAGAGUUGUGCCCAAGAAACAUUUUUCUGAAAUAGGUCAAGAAAGCAUUAUCCAUCAGGAAAAUUCUUCUGAAUACCAAGAAACAGCAGUACAAAACCACCCUUCUGAAGUACUCCAAGAUAUGGCUGAAUCUGGAGACCUCUCUCCUAAAAUGUACCAAGAAAUAGCUGUAUUUCAAGACCAUCCUUCCCAAAUGCGCCAUGAUAUGGCUCAACCUGAAGACCUCUCUCUUAAAAUGUGCCAAGAAACCGCUGCAGCCAAAGCCCUUUCUUCUAAAACAUCUGAAGAUGUAGCUGACCUGGAAGGAUGCCCUCUUGAAGCAUACCCCAAACCAGAUGUGCCUAAAGGCUACGCUCUUGAAACAUACCAAAAAAGAGCUGAACCUGAGGAACACAAUUCUGAACUAGGUCAAGGAAUAGCUGAGACUGAAAAUUUUGUUCCUAAAGCACAAGAAAUAGCUGUGCCUAAAGAGCUUUCUAUAAAAACAUACCAAGAAACAGUUGAACCUGAACACUUUUCUCAUAAAACAUAUAAAGAAAUCGCUGUGUCUAAAGCCCCCUCUCAUAAAACAAUCCAAGAAACACCUGCUCCUGAAAAAUAUUCACCUGAAAUAUACCAAGAAACACCUGGGUCUGAAGAAUAUUCACCUGAAAUAUACCAAGAAACAGCUGGGCCUGAAGACUAUGCCCCUGAAAUAUACCAAGAAAUACCUGGGCCUGAAGACCUCUCUACUAAGACAUAUAAAGAUAAGGAUGUGCCUGAAGAAUGCUUUCCAGAGCUGCACCAAGAAAGAGGUGGGCCCCAAGACCAGGAUCCUAAAGCACACCAGGAAGAUGCUAAGGAUGUUUAUAUUUCUCCUUGAGAAAUGAAGGAAAAACCCAAAGCAGAGGAACCAGAGAUACCAGCAAUUCCAAACGUUCCUCAAGAGAUUCAACCAGAAAAUAAAAUUUAUAGUUGUUUUGUUUUAACAAUGUGCAACCAUCAUAGUUGUCCAACAAAAUUCACAUCUUAGUACAUUAUAUGUGUGAUUUUUCUCAAAAUAUGGUAGAAAUCUCUACAAUAUUCAUUAAUAUUUUAACAGUGGUUUUUCCCCCAUAUAUAGACCAUAUCUGAAAGAGAGAACUAAUGUGAUUUUUCAGGCUCUACCACAUAGACAACAUCCUGCUAGUGUGUGUGUGUCUGUGUGCACGCCCACGUGUGCGCAUGCGUGUGUAUGUGUAGGUAUAUUAGGGAGAGGAUAGUGGUGGGAACAGACUUAACAAUUUUCCUGCCCUUAAGAAUUAGUCAGAUAAAUGUUUGUUUUCAGGGGAAAAUUACUGAGCCCUCCCUUUUCCCAUUUUUAAGUCUGAACAAUUAAAAUUUGAGGAAGUAUAUAGUUUUCUUAUAAACUUUGUUCAAUUAUUAAUGUAACAAUAGCAUCAAAAUCUUUUUUUGUGUGUGGUACACGGGCCUUUCACUGCUGUGGCCUCUCCCGUUGCGGAGCACAGGCUCCGGACGCGCAGGCCCAACGGCCAUGGCUCACGGGUUCAGCCGCUCCGCGGCAUGUGGGAUCCUCCCCGACCGGGGCACGAACCCGUGUCCCCUGCAUCGGCAGGCGGACUCUCAACCACUGCACCACCAGGGAAGCACAGCAUCAAAAUCUUAUUCAGGCUUCAGAUGGCUUUUAACAAUUUUAACAAUUCUUAUUCUGGGAUUCCUUCAAAGAUAUUUUGGAGUGAUGAAUGUAGUUGUGUAUUUGAAUUUUGAUUUUCUAUUUUUACUUUUUAUACACUGUAAUUGUGCAAAAUGUAUAUUAAAUCAUUAUCACGUGUUUGUGUGGACAGCA
Orcinus orca (killer whale) is the source of this 6942-nucleotide messenger RNA. RefSeq names its product hemogen (gene HEMGN). The transcript has 6 exons. Gene Ontology annotation, cellular component: nucleoplasm. Bases 4747 to 5979 code for a protein of 410 amino acids. Lineage: Eukaryota; Metazoa; Chordata; Mammalia; Artiodactyla; Delphinidae. The record is from RefSeq and is a predicted model, not a curated record. Gene Ontology annotation, biological process: regulation of osteoblast differentiation; cell differentiation.